Molecule: messenger RNA, 810 nt
Organism: Python bivittatus (Burmese python)
Lineage: Eukaryota; Metazoa; Chordata; Lepidosauria; Squamata; Pythonidae
Gene: CUNH13orf42
Product: chromosome unknown C13orf42 homolog
Source: RefSeq, a predicted model, not a curated record
AUGUUCAGAAAAAUACACUCCAUAUUUCAUCCCAACUCCAGCAGGAGUAGUUUAUCUGAUGGGAUCCCAGCUGAUGAUGGCUCUGCGGUCCGUUUGAUCCGUAGCACCUCUAUGUAUGCUCUCAGAGACGAGGAGCAUACAGUCAUCGAACCUUUGAAAAAAAGCAGAAGUACCAGCAGCCUUAAUUCAGUCGCCUGCCUUCAGCUGAAAGAAGAAAAGGCAUGGAUGUACUCAAAGACACAAGACUGUUUGCAGUAUUUACAAGAUUUAUUAGCUCUGAGGAAAAAAUACCUUGAGGGUAUCAAGGAUUUGAAAGCCUUGGGCAGAGUGCCUGGAAUUUCCCCAUUCCCUACAAAAUCUUCAGCAACAAGAAAAAAAACUCAAGCCCCACCUGCUCCCAAACAGACUUCUAAGAUCUCAGCGGACAGAAAAUUCUCUCAACUCAGUUCAGAUGUGACUGAAGCAAUCAUUUAUUUUGACUCAAUUAUUGCAGAGCUGGAUGCAGAAAGACACCAAAAAAUUGUUGUGAGGGAUCAUCCACACGUUGAUGUAGAUUUUGAUAUUGUUUCUAGUAGUUCAAGAGAACACAGCUUACACUCCAACUGGAUCCUUCGUGCCCCUCGGAGAUAUUCCCAAGAUACCAGCCAAGCAGCAGCAACUGCAGGCCAAUCCAAAGAAAAAGGCCAACGAAGAUCAAUCAGCUCCAGAAAGAAACUGCAAAGAUAUCCAAUGUAUCUACCGAAAGCUGUAGAGGGAGCAUUUAAUACAAUGAAAUUUAAACCCAAGAUGUGCCUCAGAGAAAAGCCCUGA